Molecule: messenger RNA, 1040 nt
Organism: Lingula anatina
Lineage: Eukaryota; Metazoa; Brachiopoda; Lingulata; Lingulida; Lingulidae
Source: RefSeq, a predicted model, not a curated record
ACCUACACAUCGCAUCCUGUCUUGUGGUCAAAUCAGUUUUAUUACAUCUGGUGCUGUUCCGUGUAGGGAAGGAUAUAAAUAAAGAACGGGGCAAUAAACGCAUUAUUUUGUUCCGUGGUUCAGCAGAGGCGACAACAAAUUUAACCUCUGAAGAGAAGAUGGGUCGUUUAUGUGGGAUAUUACUUUGCCUUGUAUCUGUAGUUGCUAUAUGCACGGCAUCAGAAUUAGCAAUUCGGGAGAAGCGCCAGAUCGACGUGAAUGCAAUCCGGCAGCGCGUGGAACGGCUAAUGCGCACGGGGAACAUCCCCGAUGCCGUCGUCAAGGCCCUCGGCUCACUGGACCAGGUGAUGCAGAUUCUGAGCUGCCUGCCUACCAGCUGUACCGGGAAUUGUUGCACGAGUCCGGAUUUCUGCCCCAUUCCACAAUUAGCUUCAGAUAUGGUGAGAAACCCUAGGGCAAAGUUCACCUUCUGCAAGAACCCUUGGAAGAUUCGGAUUGAUCUGGAUGCCGACUUUAGACUUAGCGGCAUUGCUAGACUAUUGAAAAUCAAGCUGAAUCCAAUUGAGAUACCCAUCGACAACAGAGAGAGUGAAGGUGUACUAAAGAUGCAGUCGACCACAGAGGUCGCCUCUGCUGCCGUCAGACUCAUCGGACUGCGACUAGCUAAAGCUAAACUGAAGUUCGAUUUCCUUCUCAGAUACGACUGUACUAAACCACAGGACAACCCUUUACAGCGAAACAGAUACAAUUCUAUGUAUGAUGACGGCCAACCAGGACCAGAUGGAAACAAGCUGUUCUACAAACUCAACAUCAAAUUUGAGGUUCUCACGAAAAGGUUCCCAUGCUUCUGUUAUAAAGUGAAGAGCUCAAACACAUUGGUGGACAAAAAGAAACAUUUUGCAGAGGGGCCAGAUUCUUGUAAAACACCAGCCGUCGUUCCAACCCCAGCUAUAUGCAAAUCAUUCGACAGGAACCGUGUGUCUUCGAUCUUCAGGAGAGCUUUUGACGCAUUGCUCAAAAAAAUGUGUCCCUAAAUAAAA